CAAUGUUUAUUUUUGUGCCUUUUUCCCCGGUCGCAGAGGCAAUCGUUGUCUAUCCAGCAAUUUUAGGUCGGUGAAUUCUAAAACGCGCGGUUUCCGCUUUUAAUUAACACGUUAAUUAUGAAUUAAUUAGCACAAAAAGACCUAUAAUAUUAACCCGCUAGUAUCAAACUGAAAAUGGCGGUGCUCGGUGCACAGUUGGUGUUGACACUCUUAACACUUAGCGUUAUACAAAAGCUAAGUCCACAUUUCUCCUUUGCCAAGUGGAUAUUAUGCGCUACAGGUCUACAUAGAUAUCUACAUCCCACCGAUGACGAACUGCGUACGCUAGCUGGUGUGCCUAAGGAGAAGCAUACGAAAGGUGGAGGUGGUAAUAAGGGAAGCAAAGGCUAUGAUGCACGCAAUGGUAGUGGACAAUUUCAUAUACCACGUAACUUGGAAGUGCAAUUAGAAACAACGCCGGUAGUGGCACGUGAUGUGGUUCACCUCAGAUAUUUCACGGAAUAUCAAUGGCUAGUCGACUUUAGCGCUUAUGCAGCAAUUGUGUAUACUUUGUCGGAGAUCUAUCACUACUAUUUUCCACUGAAAAAUGAGAUUAAUCUCAGCAUGAUUUGGUGCUUGCUGGUUGUAUUUUUUGCGCUUAAACUGCUUUCCUCGCUUACUUGGUUGUAUUUUCAAAACGAAGAAUCCAUAGGUGAACGUUCCAUGGUCAUAGUAGCCUGCCUUGUCUACCUACUAAUUGCUAUGAUUGUGCUCAUCAUUGACGAACGCCAUCUAGAAACUGGCCUAGAGCACGCAUACAGCAGCUUCAAUGAAAGUGCCUCAAAGUUUCUUACCGCGCAGGGUUUGCCGUCAUCUGGUCCUGCCUCGAAGCUGAUAGUUAAGCUCUGCAUGGCUGUUUGUUGUGGUCUGCUGGGCGCACUAUUUACUUUUCCAGGGCUACGCAUGGCUAAAAUGCAUUGGGACUCACUAAAAUACUGUAGCGGCCGCAAAAUGCUACAAUUGCUACUCAAUGUAAGCUUUAUUUUGCCCUUUCUACUGAUUAUACUCUGGAUAAGACCUAUUAGCAGGGAAUAUUUGACUGAGCGUGUUUUCGAAGGCAUGGAAAAACCAUUGCUUUCAGUGGAGGCCUUCGAAGCAAUGCGUCUUCUAAUCGUUGUCUUAGUAGUUUUGCUACGUUUUGCCUUAAUUCCCAUCUAUUUGCAAUCCUAUCUAAAUUUAGCGCAUGACAGAAUCAUAGAUUUGCGCAAAGAAGCUGGUCGUAUUACCAAUUUGGAAUAUCACAAAAAGAUUUCCUCGAUAUUCUAUUACCUCUGCGUGGUCACAUUACAAUUCGCCGCACCGCUCUUGCUCUGCUUGUAUCUCACAUUGAUGUAUAAAAAUUUAGGUGAAUUCACUUGGGCUGGCAUACUAAAAUCGAGUAGCAAUAUUUGUACAGAUAUGUGCCCAGCAAGUGUUGCGUCUUUCGCUGAUAGUCAAGUAGCGGCUGUGACAACUACACCCAUGCCAGAAGCUGCAACAACAAUAAUGAGCAGCAUGCAAACACCAGCUGAUGGUGAACAUUUGGGCGAAGAUUUUAAUAUUUUGGAAUCGGCGAAUGCGAUACACGCGCAGUGGAUUAGCUUGAAAAAUGUCUUCAAUGCAGAUGUAUACAAGGGUUUUCUUGGCUUUGCCAGCUGGUGGAGUUACUUUACGCUAUUCACCUCCUCAGCACUGGGUAUUCUCUAUCAAUCCUAUUUCAACAAAACGUGAACGGCAUUUGAUUUAAGGCAGAAUAUACAACUUUUCAUUUUCUACAACAUACAGUUAAAAGAAACUUGUUAUGAUUCGCAUUUAGUACAAUAU
Messenger RNA from Anastrepha ludens (Mexican fruit fly), 1842 nucleotides. RefSeq names its product transmembrane protein 161B (gene emei). The record is from RefSeq and is a predicted model, not a curated record. The transcript is spliced from 8 exons. The coding region runs from base 175 to 1749 and encodes 524 amino acids. NCBI's taxonomy places the organism in Eukaryota, Metazoa, Arthropoda, Insecta, Diptera, Tephritidae.